Messenger RNA from Mugil cephalus (flathead mullet), 3784 nucleotides. Its product is annotated as TRPM8 channel-associated factor homolog. The coding region runs from base 440 to 3175 and encodes 911 amino acids. The record is from RefSeq and is a predicted model, not a curated record. Lineage: Eukaryota; Metazoa; Chordata; Actinopteri; Mugiliformes; Mugilidae. The transcript has 12 exons.
AGAUGUAAAGAAGCUAAUGAAGGGCGUCAAUCCAUAAAAAAUACUUCAAUAAAUGCAGCAAUUGAGAGUUAUACAUGUCCUAGUCUUACUGUAUUGGAUGUAGCCUUGGAAUUUCAUCUUAUCCAUCAUCUAGUCAAAGUGGGUUGAGUUUACUGAAGUCCCUCCUCAUGUUCUCUUUCUUUAAAUAGUGCUCUCUACUCUUUACAAUUUGUCUUCUCUCCCUCGUCAGACAUACACUCCUAGAAAGUGUUGUUCUUGGAAAAUUGCUCUACUUCAAUCGAAGUAUAUGUCCUGACAACCAAACUGAUUUUCAGGACAACCUAAUGAGGUCAGCCGUCUAGGGUUUAGCCCCACUCACUAACACAACUUACAGUCAGUGCUACUUUUGUCUGCCCUCCACCCUCUUCACACAAAUUUCAGAGCAUUUUUCCUCCACACCAUGGCCAACCAGCUAAUGCAGUCCUACCCCAAAGGAGCCUACACCUCUUUAAUGAGAGGUUUCAGGCAGCUGGACCUACUUUGCAACUCUGUUCCCUGUGACCUGGUACUCAUUGGAGACCAUGCUUUUCCUUUAGCAAUUGACAGCCAAGGCCAGGUCCUGAUGGCUGCCUCUCUGUACGGCCGUGGUAGGGUUGUGGUCUUGGGUCAUGAGACGUAUCUGACCCGCUUUCCAGCUCUGGUAGAGAAUGCUGUCACCUGGCUGAGUGGAGAUGGAUCUGAAAACAUCUCUGUGGGGGUGCACAACAGUGUCAAGGCAGUCGCUGAUAACCUGAGUAGAUGCAGCUUCCAAGUAGAGGUUGUGGGGGCGUUUAGUGACAAUCCAGGAGUUGGUGUGUAUGUGACAGAUGCCUACAGUGUGGAUGCAGACGCAAAGGACCUGGUGGCAUUUCUGAAAGCUGGAGGAGGCGUGCUGAUAGGGGGGCAAGCGUGGCACUGGGCUUCAUGCCACAGAAAUAAAAACCCAUUUCUCCAGUUUCCUGGGAAUAAAGUGGCAGGAGUGGCAGGCAUCUACUUUGGAACACAUUAUGGAAAGGGAGAGAACCUGACUGUCUACCCAGAAAUCCCAUCCCACUGGAAGGCCAUAAAUGUUGGUAAGAAUUUUGAGGAAGACCUGGAGUUGUUACUCAAAGGGACUUCAGAGUUUAACCUCCAGGGAGAUUUUGCAGCUUCUGAGGUUCUAGUUCAUGGCCGUUUGGCCUUCCCCAUUGGUACCACUGAAGAUGGACAGGCUUUCCUGGCAGGAGCAUACUACGGGCAGGGACGGGUCAUUGUGGCAACGCAUGAGUGCUUCAUGGCAAUGGAGACACUGGCUCCAUUUAUGAACAAUGCUGUUCGAUGGCUGGACCAAGGGCGGGGUGGAGAAAUUGGUUUUGCUCCAGCAGUCAGCAUUUUUACCGACUCUGGUCUCAAGUGUAAGAAGACAAAUUUCCGAAAAGACCUGAGUGUGUUUGUGUGCACCGCAUACAGCGAUGAGCAUGUGGAGGAAAUCCAAGACUUUGUGGCAGAGGGAGGAGGUCUGUUGAUUGGUGGACACUCCUGGUACUGGGCUCAGACACACCAGGAGCAAAACCCAAUAACCGAUUUCUCAGGAAACAGAAUCCUGAACAAACUGGGCUUGACCUUGUUGGUGAACACAAUCACUAGAGGUUUGUACAAGGCCUCUGUGAAAAGCCAGGGCAGGGAAGACACGCACUUCCGCCAUCUUCUGCAACGUGUUGCUGGUAAUGUCAUCUGUGGUCAGGGACCUCCUGUGAAUGAGAAGAAGCACCUUGAAAAACUGGGCAAGGAUUGUGCCGCCUUUUUGACCAUGAAGGCGUAUGAUAGCAGCUCCUACACACAACUGCUGGAUGUCCUCAUUGACAUCUUCAAGUGUGGCAUGCCACAGGUGAGUGAGCACAACCCGGUGAGGAGUCCCCAGGAUCACUUUCUGCUCUCUCUGGUGAGAGACCUAUAUCAUGUUUGUCCAGAUCCAGAUGCCCUACUGCCCUACCUCAUCAAGCAAAUCCCUGCGAGGCCUGUUGUCUACAACCAAAGGAUCAGGAUAAAUGCAAAAACAACAGAAAAUCACGAGUGGAUCAGUACCGGUCUGUACCUGUCUCCUGGCAUGAAGACCUACAUGAUUAUACCAGAAAAGAUGGUGAACAAGAGAUGGCAGGUUCAGAUAGGCUGUCAAAGUGACUUCCUGAAAGCUGAAGAGUUGAAGAGAGCACCACGUGUUCAUGAGCGAUUUCCUAUUACCUCAGAGAUGAUGCAGGUGUGGAACCUCUGGGGGGGGCUCAUCUACCUGGUGGCUCCACCUGACACAUAUGUGGAGGGGGCCGAGGUCAUUGUCCAGGUAGCUGUGAGUGCACCUUAUUACAAGUCUGGUGUGACAACAGCAGCAGAUUGGUCAUGGCUGCGCACAGCUCCUUCACCCUGGGCAGAGUUGGAGUUUGACAACAUCAUCCUCACUGUACCAUCGGACGUUGUCAGGGACCUGGAACGUCCUGAUGAGGUGGCAACGCUCUGGAAUGGUAUCAUGGAAGGUGUUGCUGAUCUUGCUGCCAUCCCACGCAAAUUUCCUCGCAAAGAGCGCAUUGUUGCGGAUGUUCAGAUUUCUGCUGGUUGGAUGCAUUCAGGCUAUCCCGUCAUGAUGCACACGUCCAUAGCAGCUGAGCUUGUUAAACCGAAAGAUGCCAGGAUCAAAGGUCUUUGGGGUGAAACUCACGAACUGGGACACAACCAACAGAGAGGCUGCUGGGAGUUCCCACCACACACCACAGAGUGUACAUGCAACCUGUGGUCAGUGUAUGUGCAUGAAGAGGUGCUGAAGGUCAACAGAGCGCAGGCUCAUCCAUCUCUGACCAAACCAAACCGGCAGAGUCGUAUAGAUGAGUAUGUGAAGGGAGGCAGGAAACUCAGCGACUGGUCAGUGUUUCUGGCUCUUGAGACAUACUUGCAGCUCCAGGAGAGGUUUGGCUGGGAUGCCUUUAAGAAGGUGUUUGCUGCUUACCAUAACAUGAGCAACUUUCCUAGUGACAACAAAGGCAAGAUGAACCUGUAUGCUGUGACCUUCUCCCAGACUGUGGGGAUGAACCUGACUGGAUUCUUCAAGGCCUGGGGUUGGCCCAUAGAAACAUCCACUGAGGAGAAACUCAACAACCUCCCUCCCUGGUGUGAUCACCCCAUGGUCUAGUACUGCCUGUAAUCUGAGUUAGAGCAGAGCAAGCAAUGUUAGUUGUUAAUCAGCGAUGAAGUCUCUAUAUGCCUGCAUUAUUCUAUCCGUACAAAGAAAUGCUUUGACACAAAACCAUGGUUGAGAACAAAGUUGAAGAAAAAAACAAAGUUUGAAUUGUGAUUGAUUAUGAUUUCUGAUUCUGAUCGCUGAGAAAAGGAAGAUUUCUGAGCAGACCCAAGCGUUCUUCUCGGAAAUGCAGGAAAUCAUGUCUUCAGCAGACUACCUGAUUAAGCUUUCAGGUUUACCUCUAAUUGUCUUAAAUUUGAAAUAGUCCAGAUCACAACCUGUAUAUAACAGCAAAUGAUAACAGAAAUACAGCUUGUUAACACUGUGACUUCCAAAGUUCUAUACAUCUUUGAAUGUUAUGUGCUGGCAGAUGGAAAAAAGAUUAAACUUUGAAUGUUAAUGUUGGAAAAAGACUUUUCUAUAAUAAAAAUGAAAGCAAGAAAGUGAAAAGAAAGAUAACAUAUAACAGGAAGAAUUACGCCAGUAAGGUAUUCAGACAUUUUCUUUUACAAUUGCUGUUUGCUGCUUUGCCAAUUAAAUAAAAUAUACUGUACAUCUGUG